AUGGGAUUUAACGAUCUUCUUGCUGCUAGAAACAUUCUAAAGAGCAGCAUAGAGAAAUCGAGAGACAUAUCAGCCGCGCUCGACAAAACCAGCUCGAAACUCGAAAAAACAAGCCGCGGUCUGCCUUAUCUACAAUCGGCCAUACACGACGUGGCAAAUAAAUGCUCGAUUUAUGAGAUUAAAAGCGAAAUCGACCGAGCCAUUGGGCCAGCUGCUGGUGCCCUGAAGGUCCUUAGCCUUGUGCACGAGGUGCAGGCCUCACUCGAGACAGAUCCACGUGUCGCAGGCUUAUUCGCUUACAUUAAUGACGUUAAACGACUCCAGGAAGCGCUAAAACUGCUCGUCAGUAAUUGCAGACUGGCGAUAAUAUGGCUUGAAGAUAUUGAUCGAGGAUUGUUUGCUGAUGGAGAUGAUUUUGGUGACUGGUAUUUUGGCCGAGUGUCGACAGUCGUGAAGAAAUUGGAUGAACUGCAGGGAAAAGGGUACUGCUCGGGGGUUUUAUCCUCCGCAUUAGACAGACUCGAGCACGAGUACAAACGUCUCGUGACCGAAAGUCGAACGAUAGAUGAUUUUCCAGCUCCCGAUGCAAUUCGAGAAUUGCAAGCAAUUAUCGAAAUAUUAGCCGCUAACGGUCGCCUCGAUAGGUGCGUAUCCGUUUACACGGAAGCUCGGGUCGAAAAUGCUCGGGCCACUCUACGGGCCCUCGGCAUGGAUAUCCAACUGUACAAAACUGUAAGCAGUCAAACUGUAGAGAGUUACGUUGACAUGUGGGAUCAGCACAUGGAGUUUGUGGUGAGGCAUUUGCUGCACAGCGAGCGCAGGCUGUGCAGUGAGGUGUACCGUGAUGAUGACACGUGGAUGAAUUGCUUUGCGAAAAUCGCUAGCGGAUGCGGAUUUACGGAAAUACUCGAUUUCGCGAGAAGAAUUUGCGGAAGCAAGAGAGAGGCAAUCAAGCUCCCGAGGCUGCUGAGGGUAUUCUCGACACUCGACAGGCUGAGGCUGGAUUUCAACGACCUGUUUGGCGGGAGAUUUUGCGUCGGGAUACAGAAAAAGACGAGGGGUCUUGUGAGGAGAGUCGUUCGAGAGACUUGCGAGAUAUUUUACAAACUCUCGGCGCAAGUCGAGCUGCAGAGGGCGUGGGGCCCGCCGCCAGAUGGCAGCAUCCCGAGGCUCGUUCGUUUUGUCACCGACUACUGCAGUCACCUUCUAGAAGAUGGAAACAACAGCUUGAUCCUUACGCGGGUUCUCGAGAUAAAUCGAGCAUGGAAUAACGAACUCGUAGACGGGCGGCAGCUUCUUUCUUUUGAAAUUAACAACGUAAUGAAAGCAGUCGAGACGAACCUGGAGACUUGGGCCAGAAGUUACGAGGAUGCGGCACUUUCGCACGUGUUUAUGAUGAACAGUCAUUGGUACUUGUUCAAAAGAGUAAGGGGAACCGAGCUCGGGAAAUUAAUGGGAGAUUCUUGGGUGUGGGCCCACGAGGGAUCGUUUGGGUACCACGCAGUAUCGUACAUGAGAGAGAGUUGGGAGAAGAUUGUCGAGCUUUUACGUGAAGAUGGGCUAACCUUUUUCCCGGGUGGUAGAGCUGUUGAUCGGGAUUUGGUUAAGAAGAGGAUUAGAUUAUUCUGUGAAGCCUUCGACAACAUGUACAGAAAGCAGUCAAAGUGGAUGCUGUCGGAUAAAGCCUUGAGGUGGAAAAUUUGUCAGUUAAUAGUCGAGACGAUUGUUCGGCCUUAUAAAAGCUAUCUGCAGAGAUUUAUGCCGGCAGGAUUAGAAUACCACAGUGGAGAGAGUUUGGAGAAUCUAAUUGGUAAGCUUUUCCAAUUACCAAAGCUCGGCAAGCAAAGUAAUAGCAAAUGCACGGAUUUGAUCGUCAUCAACACAAGUGCUGAUCAUUUUGUCGAUCACUUCCCGUCAACCCCUGCUGCCGCGUGUUGA
Molecule: messenger RNA, 1938 nt
Organism: Striga asiatica
Lineage: Eukaryota; Viridiplantae; Streptophyta; Magnoliopsida; Lamiales; Orobanchaceae
Source: the annotation of a GenBank genome assembly